Messenger RNA from Staurois parvus, 642 nucleotides. The record is from the annotation of a GenBank genome assembly. NCBI's taxonomy places the organism in Eukaryota, Metazoa, Chordata, Amphibia, Anura, Ranidae.
AUGGCACCGCUCCUUGUUCUGCUCCUGGCCGGGGUGGUGAGUGCAUCCCGCGGGGACCGGGAGCCGGUGUACCGGGACUGUGUGAACGCAUGUGAGCAGAGGAAUUGUACCGGGAGCCGGCUGCAGGACUUCCGGGCUGAGCAGCCCCUCUACAUGAGGCUGACUGGCUGGGUAUGCUUGGAUGACUGUCGUUACCAGUGUAUGUGGGACACAGUUUCCCUUUAUGUUAAAGAAGGAUAUUCUGUUCCCCAAUUUCAUGGCAAGUGGCCAUUUUCCAGAUUCCUGUUCUUUCAGGAACCAGCAUCUGCCUUGGCCUCUUUUCUCAAUGGCCUUGCCAACCUAAUGAUGCUACAGCGUUACCGCGCCUCUGUUCCUGCCUCCUGCCCUAUGUACCACACCUGCCUCACUUUUGCCAUGGUCUCCAUAAAUGCCUGGUUCUGGUCUACAAUUUUUCACACGAGAGACACUGCGAUUACUGAGAAAAUGGACUACUUCUGUGCCUCGGCAGUCAUUCUGCACUCUAUCUACCUGUGCUGUAUGAGGACUUUGGGUCUUCGAUAUCCUUCUUUUGCUACUGCUUUUGGUGCUGUCCUGGUGGUACUCUUUGCAUGCCAUGUGUCUUACCUAACCCUGGGACGCUUU